This is a messenger RNA of Cantharellus anzutake, 435 nucleotides long. RefSeq lists its product as uncharacterized. The record is from RefSeq and is a predicted model, not a curated record. Lineage: Eukaryota; Fungi; Basidiomycota; Agaricomycetes; Cantharellales; Hydnaceae. The transcript has 2 exons. Bases 1 to 435 code for a protein of 144 amino acids.
AUGCGAUUUUGGAAUGCUUUUGUCCCAAUCGCUCUAGUCCCCGUUGUCGCAGCUCAUUUCCACUAUGGCAGUAUCGUUUGCUUCAGCUACCUCCUUGCCCGUUAUACUGCUCUUUAUGGGGUUAUCGUCCCCUCAAACAACGACACUUGCGAAGCUGCAAUGAGCCUCUUGGUCUCUAAGCCGAAGCUGAGCCUGCACGACCCUCUGGCCGAAGGGACCUUGCCGCUUUGCGGUGUUAACGUUACGUGGACACCCCACACUAAAACUUGGAACAGCUCAGAUGGAGGAGGUGGGGUGUGUAGCGCUCUUUCUGGCGGUCCGAAAGCACACCCCUGCACUUUCACUGAUCCUUACUUCGACCAUUGCACCUACGGGGACAUGGGCUACUGCUCGUCGCCCGUGUGCGCUCCACCAGGAUCUGGCGAAGCACAGUGA